Nylanderia fulva is the source of this 381-nucleotide messenger RNA. The record is from RefSeq and is a predicted model, not a curated record. Lineage: Eukaryota; Metazoa; Arthropoda; Insecta; Hymenoptera; Formicidae.
AUGAUCGUAACACAUCAUGAUGAUUGCAAUAAUUGCGACGGCGUCAUAAUCGGAUGGGAUCGUCAUACAGACAGACGUUAUGAAAUUUUGACAGAUAAUCCAAAUAACGCCAGAUGGCGAAAUAAUUCAAUGCAAAUAGACUACUUGCCUUUGAAUCAUUGUAACAAUUAUCAAUUUACAGAACAGCAAACAAAUUAUAUUAUUCUUACCAAUAAUAAUAAAAUAUGUUACGUAAAUGAAGGUAAUCUCACUUUAGCAGCGCCGAAAUGUAUUGAUAAUUCCGAAAUUGGUCGCUAUUUUUGUAAAUUCGAAAAUACGCAUUACGUACCAAAUAAAAUGCUAACGAAACUUUACCCGGAAGACUCCGCUCUAAUUACAUAG